CUGGUUUGGUAGAAAAUAACAGAGCAACUUCCUGCUACAGCACACAAUGUCCAACUGCUUGAAAUAUGAGCUGAAGAACAUAAAGAGGAGGGCCGCAGAAGGAACACACGCAAGGCAGAAGGAGAGCCGGUUUUGAAAGUCUGUAUAUAAUGAUGUGGACUGGUUUGUGUUUGACUCUGCCUUUAUUGCUGUCUGUGUAUGUCAACGGUGAACCGCUCUGACUGGAAUGUAGCUUGCAGAGUGCCUGUAUAGCUUUGCCGGCAGAUUAUGAAAUACUGCAAUAAUAUCCUGAUACAAAGUCCCUCUGAGUUCGAAGGUUGCUGAAGUCCAGUGGGUGCUGAACUUUAAAAGAAAGAUGGAGCACGUCUCUUUCUCGCCGCUGUCCCGCGUUGCCAUUUGCGGUGGCACCCAUGGAAAUGAGAUGACAGGGGUGUAUUUGGUGAGAGAAAUGCAGAAACAGAAGGUAGAUCAGACUGGAUCUGUUUCUCUAACUACCGUCCUAUCGAAUCCACGGGCUGUGGAUGCUUGCAGGAGAUAUGUAGAAAAAGAUCUCAAUCGCUGUUUCACAGCUGCCCUGCUGAGCUCUCCCAUAACAGACUCUACACCCUAUGACCUGAGGCGAGCCCAAGAGCUGAAUGCUCAGCUUGGGCCCAAAGGAAGCCAAGAGGCUGUGGAUCUGCUUUGCGACCUCCAUAACACCACUGCCAACAUGGGCAUGUGCAUGCUCAUGGACUCCUCAGACCCGAUCCUACUGCACAUUUACAAAUACAUACAGAGUAAGAUGAUCUCUGUGCCUGUGAGAGCAAUCCAGUUGGCUCUAUCACAUCCUGAAACAUAUUCCCUGGAUUCAGUGGGCAAACAUGGCUUUUCGAUAGAGGUCGGUCCUCAACCACACGGCGUGCUCAGAGCUGAUAUCUUUAACAUAGUGAAAGAGGGAGUGGAUCUCAUGAUUGACUGGCUCCAGAAAUUCAAUUCUGGAAGUACUUUUGAAGGGGGUGACGUGGAGGCAUACUGCUACGUGAAGAGUGUAGACUACCCAAGGGAUCCUACAACCAAUGAGAUUACUGCUGCCAUUCAUCCUGAUCUGCAGGAUAAUGACUUCAAGCUCCUCCGACCAGGCGACCCUACGUUCCUGUCAUUUUCUGGGGAGACGGUGAAGCACGAGGGAGAGGAACUCUACCCUUUCUUUGUCAAUGAGUGUGCCUACUAUGAGAAGAAGAUCGCUUUCCAUUUAGCUACGAAGGUCACUGUGACCAUACCGUCUAUAAGUGUGAAGAAGGACUAAGAGUACAGAGACAGAAUGAGACCAACAUAUACACAGACACUUUGUUAUAAUCAAAGAAAAAAAUAAUGUGUAACCUUUGUGUGCAAUCAUGUUUAAAUCAAUCACUGCACAGGUGCUGAAUUUAUAAUCCUCCAACUAUUGUAUAUUAACUAGACUUGGAUCUUUUUUACGCUGUAGCAAUGAUGCAAAACACUGUAUUUGAAUAAAUUAAAACAUGGA
This is a messenger RNA of Epinephelus fuscoguttatus (brown-marbled grouper), 1504 nucleotides long. Its product is annotated as N-acyl-aromatic-L-amino acid amidohydrolase (carboxylate-forming) B-like. The transcript is spliced from 7 exons. Gene Ontology annotation, molecular function: aminoacylase activity; hydrolase activity, acting on ester bonds. The record is from RefSeq and is a predicted model, not a curated record. Lineage: Eukaryota; Metazoa; Chordata; Actinopteri; Perciformes; Serranidae. Bases 356 to 1285 code for a protein of 309 amino acids.